AUGGCACGCAGUGCUAGCGACCCGUGCCCAUGCGGACGGCCGGACGCGAGGAGCGGAAGCUGCUGCGGAAUGUGGCCUCAGGACGACACCUCCGAAGACCUGGUGGACCCCCGUGCGGUCAUCUGGCGCAGGUUCCACCCCGACCUAGAGGUCUGCAAGAAGGUAUGGAGGCCUGCUUUCUUGGUUUUGGCACCGGGGUCGGUGGGGCCAGGGUGCCCGUACUGCUGCUCGUUUUCGGCCAUUUCGAAGCUGCAGAAGCUUGCCAACCACCCUUCCUUACUGCAGGUGAAGCCUCCGUACAAGUACGGAGACAACGCGCAUAAGAUGCUCGAUGACAUCGCCUUCGCCAACGUGGCUUUCGACGAGGAGGCCAGGGCCAUCAUGGCCGGCCUCCCCGGACAGCACGGCGGGGGUGUGGCUUCAGGGAGUUCCAUCGGGGCAGGAAGAGGGGCCGGUGGGAGGGGCGGAGGUGACGAAUGGGACAGGAGGCUGGCGCGGCCGGAGAACUUCCUGCAGCUCUGUCGAGACGACACUUGCGGCAAGAUGAGGACACUCAAGGUUCUGCUGGAACGCUUCAAGAACAAGCAGAAGGUUCUCCUGUUCAGCUACAGCACGGCGAUGCUCGACAUCCUCCAGGCGCUCUGCUCUAGCCAGGGGUACACGUUCCUCAAGCUGGACGGCAACACGGCGAAGGACCAGCGGCAGAAGAUGAUCGACCGGUUCACGAAGCAGAAUGCGAUCCAGAGUAACGUGUUCCUCGUCAGUACCACGGCUGGCGGAACCGGACUCAACCUCCAGGCUGCUAGCAAGGUCAUUUUGUACGACGUCAACUGGGACGCGCAGGCGGAAGACAGGGCGUACCGGAUCGGACAGCUGAAGGAAGUGGAGGUGUUUCGCCUGGUGAGCACGGGGACGAUCGAAGAGCUGACCUACAUGCGCCAGAUAUACAAGCUUCAGACCAGCGCUGCGACAAUGGGCGAGAAGGCCGAGGGAGGGUUGCGGCAGUUCGAGGGGGUCCAGGGAGUUCGUGAGGAGCAGGGGGAGCUGUGGGGUAUCAGCAACCUCAUGAAGUUCUCGGGAGAGUCGAUGCUCCUCGAGCUAAGACACAAGUUCGGCAAUGGUCUGCCGCCGCUUUUACCUGACUCGAAGGAUGGCCUGGUGAUGGAACCGCAGACGAACGUCGUGAACAUCAUCAACAGCUUCGCCGCCGCCGGUAGCACCGUUGCGGCAGAAGAGGACGCCCAGCAGCGCGAUGCGGCCAGCGGGGAAGAGGAGGAUGAAGAAGAGGAGUUUAAAGACGAUGCCUUGGAAGGUGGCGGUGCGGGAGGGCGAAGCCAGAACGCCGAGCUCGGUGGCGUGGUGAUGCGGCACGAUGAGAUGGUGGCUGCGGAUAGGGAGCAAGAGCUUCCUCCAGGGUCUCAGGAGAGCAUCGCUGAAGUCGACAUGAUGGAUGAUCAGAGCACCGACGAUGAAGCACCGGGCGUCGUAGGCGGCGGCGAAGACAACAGCAUCGUGUCAGCCGACCCAUCUACGGCGCCAUCGGUUAGCAGAUCUGCUGGUGCCGCCCCGGGAGGGCCUUCGAUGUUCGACACGGCCACCCAGGAGCGAGACGUAGGCGAGGAGAACACGACACCUGCCGUUUCUUCGGCCGCUAGUGCCACGACCGACCUUGGUGGCCCCGUGCAACUCACUCCUGACCUAGAUGAGAGCAGGGUUGGCGAUGCUCGGCAGCGUCAUACAGCAGCAGCGGCAGCAGCAGCAGCAGCAGCAGCAACAACUUCGCCGACAAUCGUGCGUGGGAUCGCGGCGGAGGCCGGGUUAGGUUCGCACGGGGAAGCGGAGGCAGCGGCAGCAGAAUCACUUAGCCCCUCCUCACCGGUCGACCAUGCCCCGGGCCGCGGUGAUGGCGCUUACCGCGGUCUUGAGGACAGACAGAACGAAGGCGGGGCGGGACUGUCAGCAGCGGACGAGCCGAGCUGGGCGCUGGCGCCAACGCAACCGCGGCAACAACAAGAACCCUGUCGCCUGUCCCUGGCAUUAGGUUCGUCGCCGUCGAAUCACGGCGGAGCAAGCGACGGGGCGAGAAGGCGCGCCGUCGGUGGUGAAGAGGACAGAGUCGAGGAGGAGGACGUGGAGGAGGCGGGUGAUGGAGGUGCGCCAGAGCAAGCACAACCAGAAAGCGUCGUCAACAGCAGCCUGGAUCUCGACAUUCCCGACAGUGAUGGCGAGGACGACGACAACGGGUCCGCACCGACGGGGACGGGUAUCUCGCAGCGAACAGAGGAUGUUCCCGUCGUCAGUAACGAUGCAGCUGCCGAACCGCCAUCGACGCAGGAGGAUGUCUUGAGUGAUCUGGAUCUCGCCCUCAGCAACUCAGAGAAUGUUUGCUUCACCUCCGAAACACAGCCUCCACCUGGCUUCCUGUAGCCCCCCCCCAGGGCAUGUCUUCUGUUUACCACAUGUUCCUCCCAGAAGACGCCACGUACGACGUUGUUGUACAAAACCACAGCCUGGAGCAACCAACUGGACGCGCCGUCACCAUCACAACGCAACAACGACACCAUCACAACGCAACAGCGACACCAUCAUCCGUGCAGUCCUUGCCGCGCUGCUUCCAGCAAGAAUCAGCGCCCAGGAACGUGUGGUAAAUAGUGGCAUUAGCAGAGCUUCGCAGCCAGGAGGCAAACACUUUCCAAACUGCGGCCGGUGUGCCCUCCCCACAAAGUGCAAGAGGACGAUAGGCGUCGGUGCUACGUGUACGUACGUGUUGUCACCAGGUGUCCGCGAACGAAGCCACCAUUUUACGGGGGAGGCCGUGAAUUUGAGGGGUUGAUGAGUUUCGGCAGGCAUUACAUUUUCUUCAUGAAAGAGGCAUUU
Molecule: messenger RNA, 2877 nt
Organism: Ectocarpus sp. CCAP 1310/34
Lineage: Eukaryota; Phaeophyceae; Ectocarpales; Ectocarpaceae
Source: the annotation of a GenBank genome assembly